AUGGUGUCGUGCGUGCAUCAGGUCAAGUUGACCUGGCAUGUUCAGGCUAAUUCUCAUGCUGUGACAACUGUGUUUGUGCAGAAAGGGAAGGAUUUACAUCUGGAUGUUAACAAUCCUGUUGAUCUCAAAGGAAAAGAUGAAUUUAAAUGGACAGUCAAUGACACUAACAAUGUAGUGAGAUUACGUUCUGGUGAAGAACCUAUACAAAGUCAGGAAGAUAGUUAUAAAGGAAGGGUUGAGUUUUCUGUACAAAAUCACUCUUUGCUUUUGAAGAAUGUGCAACACAGCGACAGUGGAGAUUACACUGCACUCAUAAGUGGAGACAAAACCCAACGUGUAGCUGAAUACAAGGUCAUAAUUCAAGAUACAGUGUCUCCAGUUCAGCUGUCCGUGAACUCUGUGUCUAACAGCAGAGAGUCCUGUAACCUCACUGUGACCUGCAGUACAGAGGACUCUCUCAUCAACAGCACUUUUAGAUGUGACAACCAAACCUGCAAUCAGGAGGGAGGAGAUCAGUCAGAGGUCACAACCUCUGGUUCUUCUCUCCGUAUCUACCUGUUGAAUGACUCCAUCAUCUGUAACCAUAGCAACCAGGUCAACUGGACCAGAGACAUGAUGGAGAUUCAGCCUCUCUGCUCUCUAACUGCUGUUCCUGAUACGGGUACAAGAGUAGCCAUUUGGAUUGUGCUUCCAGUUUUCCUUUUCCUUUUCCUUGUCCCUGUCCUUGGCUGCCUAAUCAAAUGGAAUCAAUCCUGACCAAACUCCUAAUCAGACUGCCACAGAGGAUGCUUCAAGUCGUUUUGUAAACACCACUUAUGCUUUGGUAGAAGUUUCAACUGGGCCCAAAAGAUCGACUGAGCCUAAAAAGACCACCUUGCCAGAGACCAUUUAUUCUGAAGUUAACAAGGCUCCAAAGUCCAACGAC
Molecule: messenger RNA, 925 nt
Organism: Scomber japonicus (chub mackerel)
Lineage: Eukaryota; Metazoa; Chordata; Actinopteri; Scombriformes; Scombridae
Product: SLAM family member 5-like
Exons: 5
Coding region: 1-756 (251 amino acids)
Source: RefSeq, a predicted model, not a curated record